AUGGCCCCGACCAUCCCCAGGUGUGGGGCCCCGGCGGGCUCCAGCAUCGGCCUGCUCUGGCAGGCAAGACCAUCGACAAAACGGGCGCAAAGCGCCAUCGACUGCAUUCGUGGUGUUACCAAACCCGCCAUUAGGCGUCUAGCUCGCCGUGGUGGUGUCAAGCGCAUUUCGGGCGAUAUUUACGACGAAACCCGCUCUGUCUUGAAGAGAUUCCUCGAGACGGUCCUGAAAGACGUAGUCACGUACACGGAGCACAGGAACGUCAAGACGGUCACCGUCACCGACGUUAUCCUUGCGCUUCGCCGAAUCGGCAGGCCCAUCUAUGGAUUUGACCCUGAAACCCACGACCCGAGGGCCCAGAAGAGGGUGGGUUUGGGGAAUCGGGGCGCGCAGCGGGCAUCGUCUGAAGAUGCUUGA
This is a messenger RNA of Chaetomium strumarium, 417 nucleotides long. Its product is annotated as histone-fold-containing protein. The transcript is spliced from 5 exons. The record is from RefSeq and is a predicted model, not a curated record. The coding region runs from base 1 to 417 and encodes 138 amino acids. Gene Ontology annotation, molecular function: protein heterodimerization activity; structural constituent of chromatin; DNA binding. Lineage: Eukaryota; Fungi; Ascomycota; Sordariomycetes; Sordariales; Chaetomiaceae. Gene Ontology annotation, biological process: nucleosome assembly.